GAAAGAGUGGCUAGCACUGAAAGCCGAGUACAUUGCCCAACAGAAAUCUCAUGUAGCAGCCUUGAAGGAGUCAUUACGGGAACUUCGUCAACAAGAAACCAAUUCGUGGUCAACUGGUCAGUAAUGGCUUAUUUGAAUAGCAUGUUAGAUUUCUUUGUUGGCAUUAAUUCUUACUGAAUGAAAAUUUCAUAGGAUUAUAUAAUUUCAUGUAACAUAUUAUAGGAUUAUAUUUAUAUUUCAUGUAACGUGCUUCUUACAAAUUUUAGUCUUUUGCUAUUAAUAGAUCAUUAGAUCAACUUUGUCAAUUUGUUUAAUACCCAGACAAUGAUGACAAGAUGAAAGUCCUCAUGCCAUUAACAUAUCUUCUGACAAUUAACUUUAAAAGAUUAAUUUAAAAAACAGACAGGAAAAAUAAGCAAAUACAGCUGGGUCAAAAAUUUCAUCGAUUGACAAAAUACUCCGAAGGUUCCACAUGUUCCUUUAAAUGGUGUAGAACCAUUCCACAUGUUCCUUUAAAUGGUCUAGAACCAUUUUCACGUUCCUUUAAAUGGUGUAGAAUCAUUUCCACAUGUUCCUUUAAACGGUCCUGAACCAUUUCCACAUGUUCCUUUAAAUAAUCUAGAACCAUUUUCACAUGUUCCUUUAAAUGGUCCUGAACCAUUUCCACAUGUUCCUUUAAGAGGUCUAGAACCAUUUCCACAUGUUCCUUUAAACGGUCUAGAACCAUUUCCACAUGUUCCUUUAAACAGUCUAGAACCAUUUCCACAUGUUCCUUUAAACGGUCUAGAACCAUUUCCACAUGUUCCUUUAAACGGUCUAGAACCAUUUCCACAUGUUCCUUUAAACGGGCUAGAACCAUUUCCACAUGUUCCUUUAAACGGUCUAGAACCAUUUCCACAUGUUCCUUUACAAAUUGUUGUGGAUCAGGUACAGGAAACAAACAUUUAAAUUUAGAAGAUGUGUUCGGCACCAAACGUUUGAAAGCAAGUCAAGAGGUUAAAAUGGCCCAUGUGGAAAGUCUCAAGUUCACACCUAAUGUCAUCAUCCAGUGGAAGUGUUCUCACGAAGUACACAGAGAUAAAAUUAAGGUCAGUGGAAGUGUUCUCAUGAUGUACACACAGAUGAAAUUAAGGUCAUAGAAUUAUUUUAGGGUGAACUUACGAUAUAUUUUUGUUUAGAAAAGUCAUAAUCAGUUUGUACCGGGUUAGGGUUAGGGUUUGUGCUGUAGAAGAAUUAUAAUAUGAGAAACAUCAUUCUUUUUUAGACUUAUGGGUGACAAAAUAACAGAUCUUGUUUUGGAACUCCCCGUACAGAGACUGUAAUCAUACAUUGUCCUAUUUCAUACAGACAAUGUUUAAAGAAAUAAGUGGCGACAGUAUCGCCUACAUUGAUGCCAAAGAAGAAGCCAAAACGGGAUACAUUCGUUUCAAAGAUGAAGCAAGUGCUGAAGAGUUUGCCAGAAUGUCGAGGCAGUCGACAUCCUUCAUGGCAAGAGUUUUGCCAGGUAAAAAAUAUUCCUUGUCUAAUUUUGUUUUCUAUGAAGCCAAACAAAACAAAGCUCUUGACAGUGAUGAAAUGUGGACAAACACAAUAAUUGUUUUCUUUUUAAAUGACCAGUCGAUCAGCAAGAGGCUUACUGGGUCAAGGCCAACGAGGACCGUUUAAAGAAACUGGGUAGCAAGAAAAAAGAGAAGGGAUCAGAGAGGGUGAGUGGCUCCAACAUCACAAUUCAAAUGUUCAAACUUUUAAAUAUAUAAGUAAAAUGAUAUGUUGUAGUUCCAGUCAGUUGACGUGGACGGUCAUUAAGACCAUUUUUCAGAUAACCCUCAUUUUGACUGAUUAUUAUUGGGCGUGACUUUAGGUCAUAGGUCAGAUGACUUAGACUGGCUUUGACCUCAUAAGCACAUUUUUACAAGGAUUGACAGGUCGUGUCUAAGUUAUCAGAGUUGAGAGGCAGUAUGAAGGCAGAGUGUGCUGUCUUUCCACAGUCCACCAGUUUGAAGGCAGUGUGAGCUGUCUUUCCACAGUCCACCAGUUUGAAGGCAGAGUGUGCUGUCUUUCCACAGUCCACCAGUUUGAAGGCAGAGUGUGCUGUCUUUCCACAGUCCACCAGUUUGAAGGCAGAGUGUGCUGUCUUUCUUUCCACCCACCAACAAAGUUGCUUCUAUACAGAAAUUGCAGUUUUCUUUUCCUUUCUUACACUAUCAAUUGACUGAGCACCGUCCAAUGUCCAUCAAUUCCCGUUCAAUCUCUGGUUUACACCGGAAAUCACUCACUGGAAACCCCAUGUGUGCUUGAACAAACUCUUUGAUUUGUAAGCAUUUCAUUUUUUAAUAAGUGUAUCAGCUUCUCUGGUACCAUGUUUGAAUUUUCUAGAAUGUCUAAUAGUGCUUAACUAAUUCAAUUCAGUUUUCACUGGUACGGCUCCCCCUCUCCACAGCUCACAGUGUUACAGCUCCGCCCUCUCCCCAGCUCGGCCUCUGGGGGAUUUUCACGAAUUCUCGGUUUUUCUAGGAACAAUGACGAUAUCAGCCAUUAUGUUGUAACCAAUGCCACAUAUCUUUUCUUUAUCUUUACCACCUGACAAACGUCACCUUAUUCCUCCUUAAACUGGUCUCACUUUAGAGUGAAUUAAUUCACACGCAUGUAAUACUUUUUCUUCAUUUAGCAGGGACAUAUUUAAAAAUGUAAAUUACCUAAAAUUUAAAUGUAAACUUACAAUGUAAUGUAAACGAAAACAACUAAAUUCUAAUGUUUACAUUGUAAAAUUAACAAAGAACGAUGACGUUGUGGAAUUCAUCAAAAUGGUCAAACUUUAUUGAAAGAUAAAAGUAUCUUUAUCUGAUGGUGAUAUUUAACCUUAGACUUGGACGCAUGGUUUAAGAACUUCAAUACUUCAAUAUUAAUCUUCUUGUUGGAUCUGCAUCCUUCAACAAAAUAAACUAGCACAUGUUCCAAUGCAGUCCAGAACAACACCACCAGGUCAAGAAUGACAGUCAACCCCAGACCAAAACUACACUCACAAAACAAAACAUUGCUUUUAAAUGUGCUUCAGAUUUGAGCCAUUUUCUUAUGUGCUUCAGAUUUGAGCCAUUUUCUUAUGUGCUUCAGAUUUGAGCCAUUUUCUUAUGUGCUUCAGAUUUGAGCCAUUUUCUUAUGUGCUUCAGAUUUGAGCCAUUUUCUUAGGCCACUUCAAAAGCUGAAGUUAAAAAAAAAAAAAGAAAAAAAAUUUAAUGCAUGCCUGCAGUAUGAGGAAUCACCACAGAAAACUUCAGCUACAUAGGGCUUAUUUUUGCUAGUGAUCAGUGAGUCAGUGCCAUUUUUCUAGUGAUCAGUGAGUCAGUGCCAUUUUUGCUAGUGAUCAGUGAGUCAGUGCCAUUGUUGCUAGUGAUCAGUGAGUCAGUGCCAUUUUUGCUAGUGAUCAGUGAGUCACUCAGUGCUAUUUCGCUUUUAUGUGUGUGUGUAUAUAUAUUUUUGAUUCUUUUUUUUUUUUUCAGAUUGCGAGAAAAGUAUUUGAGAGAAACAAAGCAACAUUCCAGCAAAAAGCCACCAGAAUUGUGUUUAAUGAGGAUGAUGACGACAAUGUCAAUGUCAACAAGAAAACCACCAUUAUAGAAUCUGCCAAUCUAAAUAACUAAAUGUCAAUGUCGACUGUGAGCAGGCCAUUAAUAAAAACUUGGUUUACUUCUAGACUCAUUGGAUUGUCAAUGCGUCUGUCAGUGUUAAUACAAGAACAUGUCACCGGUGUGUCUGUGAAUGUUGUGACAAGUACAUGUCACCAAUGUGUCUCUCAUUGUUGUCACAAGAACAUGUCACAGAUGUGUCUGUCAAUGUUGUCACGAGAACUUGUCACCAGAAAAUUGAGCGCACACUUAGUUCUGUUUGUGUCUUCAACCCAGAAAAAGCUAAGAAUAGGUGACGGCAGUCUUCAAUCAAAGCCUGCUAGGCUUUGACGAAACCAUCCAAUAGACCCACCCAAUAGACCCACCCAAUAGACCCACCCAAUAGACCCACCCAAUAGACCCACCCAAUAUGAGACAAGUUUGAAUGUACUUGAUUAGUGCAUGACUAAAUAAAGAAGCAUUUAUUCAAACAAAUUUUAAUGCCCAGAAGCCAAAGCCAAAGUUGAAUGUCUUUAAUGUUACACUAAGAUUACACUUAUGUUACACUAAUGUUACACUUAUGUUACACUAAUGUUACACUUAAACUUGUUCUUGUUUGUUUUCCUACUUGACAGUUCAUGCAUUUGAAAGACAUGUUU
Lymnaea stagnalis (great pond snail) is the source of this 4261-nucleotide messenger RNA. Lineage: Eukaryota; Metazoa; Mollusca; Gastropoda; Lymnaeidae. The record is from the annotation of a GenBank genome assembly.